CACAACAUCCGCUAUUUCAGAGGAACUGCAAAAGGAGCGGGAGGAGCGAAUAAAACAGAUGAAAGAGCGACAGAAUGAGGAACGGCAGCGGAAGCUGGAGGAACUGAAGGCACAAGCCCUGGCGGCGCAGAAAUUCCGGGAACAGAAGGAAGAGGAACGGCGCCGGCGGAUGGAGGACCUGCGGAAGCGGGAAAACGACCGACGUUCGCAGGUCGAGGAGCGACGCCGCGCGAUACAGGAAGCCGACAACGAACGGCGCCAGUACAUCCUGCAGAAGAACCAGGAACGGGACCAGCGGAUGGAAGCGAAACGGCGCAACGAACGCAGCUCGAUUGUGUUCGCCUUCGGCUCCUCGACACCGCGGAUGCUCGAAACCGCAGACAGUGGCAUGUGUAGCUCGUUCUGGGCUAACCGAAGAGCAACAUCAAUCACAAACGUGGCAUACACGGGGGCACCGCUGACGCGUCGCAGUUCCGAGCGGGAACUGACCGACGGAAGCUCCAAGAAACGUGCCACCUCCGCCAGCGGUCUGGACAGAUCGACGGACGACAUGAGACGCAUGUCCAGUUCCAUGUACGAGGUCUUCAACUGGGCCAGCACUAGCGAGUGCUCGAACAAGAAGUUUACCCUUUCACUGGCCGGUUCCAGCAUCAACAUCGACGAACCGCCCUCUAAAGCGGAACAGCGGGCCGCAGCCGCCGCCGCCGCUCGCAUGGAUGAUUCGGGCGAUAUGAGCUACCAGCGUACCGUCAAUCGACGGAAAACCGAUCUUAUGCCUACCAUUCCUAGUCCUCGCGAUAGCUCUAGAUCAUCUCUCGGCACUCACACCCCCAGAACACCAGGUCGAGCCUUCUCGAUGACUCGGCUAGAUCAGCUGGCUCAGCCGCUGCGCCGCAAUGGCGAACACAUCAGCGCAAUCGUGGAACGCGAACGUCGCCAGGCGUUGGAUCCGGACAAUACCCAGCUGUCGCUGUCCUCGUCCCGUUCGUCACCGACGGCCGAUUCCAGCAGCAAGCGAAUGUCCCGCAGUAUGUCCCAGUUGGCAUCGGCCGGAACUUCUUCGUCCACGAGUACUCGCCGGCACAUCCGGAACACUUCGCAGGAUUCGCAGCAGGGUCGGGGCGUCCGGAAAUCAUCGUUCAAUGCGUCCGGGUCAGGCAGCGAUUCGCCGAUGGGUCGUGCCGACACCUCCAAGAGUAUGUCCCAGCUCAAUACGGCCGGACGUUCCGGUGCCAGUCGGGUGACCCGAACGGAACGACUUCGUCAGCAGCUGAACGGUUCCUUCGGAGGCCAGCAGCAGCAUAAUGGUGGCUUUUCUCCGAACGCAACAGGAUUGCGUUCCGGUGAAAUCACCCCCAACAAUGGCUUGUCCGGAUCAAGGCCGGGCAGUGCCAUGUCCACCUCGACGACCGCUUCCGGAGUCGUGUAUCGCCGCUCGUUGCCAUCGUCCGCCGGAAGCCACCAGCGCAAACCACGGCCGAUCUCGAUCGCCGUCACCGGAGUAUCGAUGGGUCCCAAAGAAGAGAAACCCCCACUCCCGAAACCAUCCUCGGCUGGUUCCAACAACAGCAGCUCCACCGGUUUGGAGCGCAAACGUUCCCAGCAAAGCGGUACCAGCACGCCAGCUAAGCCACCAUCCGGAUCGGCUUCCACCGUGGAAGGUGGCCAUCACAAGAAACCAUCGUCGGAGCGUAUCCAGCGGGUUCCAAGCAUCGGCAACCGCAGCAGCCACAGCACCCCAAAGGCAUCGUCCACACCGCUUCAAUCACCCGGUCCCGAUAAGGCCAAUCGAACGCUGCAGGACUCGCUACAACAACAACACAAAGAGAAGGUUAAGAAACAGCUACCGGUCGACGAUCAGCCCAAGCAACCGCUCUCCAAACAAGGCUCUUCGGUCAGUGCCAAGAGCACCGAAGAGAAACCCGUUGAAAUCAACGAACCAACAAAAGUGCAACAGCAGCCGCCACAGCUGCCGGAACCGCUUUCCGUGCAAUCUGAAACAGUUACCCCAGUUGCUGUCGAAACGGCGAUUGAGCUACAGAAUCAACAGCCAUCGCAACCUGAACAGCAGCAGCAAAUCAUUGUAACCGAAACCAAAACUGAAGAAGUUCACACCGAACUACUCUCGGAGGAGAAACCACAGAUCCUUGAACAGAGCCAUCACGAGGAGAAGCGCGAUGAAACCAAGGAAGAUACCACAGUUACCAGCGGUAACCUGGAACUCUCGGUACAGGACGGUUCCACCGGUGAUCUGAUGACGGCUUCGAUGAUCGCCAAGAAAAUCACUACGGAAGAGGAAGCCAAGGCAGCCCUAGCCGAACGUCGUCGUCUGGCGCGAGAGGAAGCCGAACGUCAAGCCGAGCUCGAGAGGCAACGAAUCGCUGCCGAGGAAGCGGCCGAGCAGCAGCGUCAGUUCGAGGAGGAGGAACGACUCCGCAAGCUGGAAGAGGAAUCCAUCCGCCUAGCGGAAGAGCAACGCCGCCUCGAAGAGGAACGCCUGGAGCAAGCUAUCCAGGAGGCCCAGAAGCGCGACGAAGAGGAGAAGCAACGUCGCGAGGAGGAAGCCCGCCAGAAGGUCGAACGGGAGGAGCAGGAACGCAAGGCUCGCGAGGAAGCCGAACGGCAGCGAGUCGAGAUGGCCGAACGACUUAAGAAGGAGGAAAAGGAACGGGAGGAGCGACGAAAGCGCGUCGAAGCCAUCAUGUCCCGCACCCGGACCAAGGGCAGCGCCAACAAUACGCCGACCAAGCAAACCGAGGAAGCCUCCAAGGAAAGUGCAAUGAGCAAAAGUGUGAUCGUCAGCUCCAGCAAUCCAUCGGUGGCCGAUUCUUCGCUACUGAUGACCAACUCGGUGAUGCUCGGAACCGGUUCGUUGGACCAGGUCGCCGCUGAAACUGGUGCCCCAAGCGAAAAGCCCUCGUCGCCAUCCCUGGAACAGGCCGUCCAAUCGCUUUCGCUCAACUCGGUGGAAGAGCACGAUGAUGCCGCAAGCAAUAGCAUCAACAACAACAAUGACAGCACCAGUGUGAACAACAAUCACAGCAACAACAACGAUCGCAUGAACUACGAACAGUCGGUGACGGAGAAGGAGAACCUGCUAUUGGGUAGCUUCAACAACAACAGCAGUAACGCGGGAGGUGCCGAUAACAGUUCCAGCAGCAGCAACAGCAGUAGCCUGCAGCCAUCAUCACUGGAAUCGUCCGGUUCGGUGCUUCCGGCCGUGGCCACCACCAAUGGCAAAUCGACGCCCGGUGCGACAUCGAUCGCCGAAACGACCGAACUGAUCAUCGAGGACGCCAUCAUGGCCGGCCAAACGAACGGUCACAAGAACGGCAGUAUUGAUAACGUGUUUGCACAAAGCGAACCGAUUGUCGCCGAUAGCAGCAACAACAACAACACUGGUGCCGCCAAAUUCCUGGCGCAAUUCGAAACACCAGUAACAGCACCAUCAUUCUUCGAACAAGAAGCCCUCGAACAGCAACACAAUCAACAACCGGAAUCGAUGGUGUUUGCUGAACGCAUCACAACUGGCAGCGCCAAUCAGCUGAUCGAUUUCGCUAGUUUACAAUCGGAGGAAGGAUCAAAACCCACAGCUCCGAUUUUCAACGACGGAAAUCCCUUCGCUAUUAGUAGUAACAUUAACAACAACAACAACAAUCACAUCGAUCUUUUCGACACCGGAAGCAGUGGUGAUACAACAACGAAUCCCUUCGCUACUGACCUAAUAGAUACUACCGCAACCGUCACCAGCAGCAACAGCAGUAGCAGUAAUAUCAACGAUAUCACCAACCUAAUCAGUAAUAGCAAUUUCCUAAACAAUAACACUAAUAACAGUUCCAACAACACCACCAACUCUACGAGGCUAGUCGCAGCCGCUACGUCGGACAGUCAAGACAAUCGAGACUUGUCGCUCUUGUGAACGAGUAAAUCGUAGCGAGUGAAUAGGAUCGCGCGGUGGUUGUUGCAGUAGAUGCGGCGAAAUUGGUCUGCCUAAGAUGAGCCACCCCAAAUCAGAAUCCUCAGGACCAGCAGACUGGCAGAACAAUCCAAAAUAGAACCAGGAUUAUUGGAAAUGGUGGCGAAUUGUGAAAUCUCUGGCAGUCGAAAGUAACCGCAUGGAUUAGGAUAAAGUUAUAGAAAGUGGCGCCGAGCAGCAGCAGCGGAUAACUAAAAACAAACAAAAAAUAAACUGACUUAAACUUUAAGGGAAAAAACCAUUCAACAAGAAGAGAGCUUUAGGCGACCGAGACGAUCGGGAUUUGGAGUGAAAGAGAGUAUUUUGUUAUAACGUUAGAAACAAAAAGAAGGAAAAUGAUAAGUAAUUAGGUAUGGCUUCAACAAAAAGUAAUCAGUGUUUGAGCGAUUGAUUAUUGUUAGCCUAGUAGUGAGUUCUGAGAAGUUAGUUAGGUGAGUUGAGGAACGCAAUUGAAAAAGCAUGUAUGAAAGGAAUACGGAACGGAUCUAAAUAAUUUGCUAAAAAGUGUAUAUUAGCGAUACCGAUAGCUACCUACCUAUUAUUAACUGAUAAUACGAUUGAAAUCAAAAGAAGUUCUACUAUUACUAUUAACACAUUAACUAAAAACGCUAAUGCCGCAAAAAAAAACAACUAAAACACACACAGAACAUUUCCGCGCAUGCCAGGAAGCUGCUAGUAGAGGAUGAAAAUUAUAUUUCUGCGUAGCUAGAGAGCUAGAGUUUUUUUGUUUCCUGUUUUCACGUUAUUUAAUUUUUCAAAUAACCAAUCGUGCGAAAAACAGCAGUUGAACAAAAAAGGCAAAGUCUACACAGAGAGAUAAAAUCAAAUUAGCAAAUGUGAUGGUGGCAGUUUGUCGUGCAAAAAAAAAAAAAAAAAUCGGAAAAGCUAGAAUGGAUUGGAAAAGCAAGAGGAAAAGUUACUGUUUUCCGAAUUGAUGGAUCAAUGUUCUUCAGUGGUUUUCUUUUUUACAAAUUUUUUUUUGAUAGGUCUCCCUAUAGAAAGGAGAAACCGCCUUAUAGGGAUCGAUAUUGAGAGGAUUGUUAACUUUAGAAGGAAACAUGUUUAUUGUUUUUAAGUGUCUAUUUCUACGACAAAUUUUGUUAGAAUAGAACCAUGAUCGGAAUGUUCUUGGCUGUCGAGUGAGAACUUCGAAAGGCAUCUCAGAUUAUAUUUUAAUACUUACACAGAUGAAAAAAAAUGUAUCAAUUGUAGAAACCAGUACGGUAUAGAUUGUUUAUUUUUGAACAUAAUAAUAGUGAACAUAAAUUGUACCUAUUUUUCACUUUUCGCUAUAAAUUUUUUUGUCAAAUAUACAGAUUGUGUACUUCAACAGAAAUAAACCGAAAUAUCUAAUAUUCAUUUGAAAAUAUAUAGGAAUUUUGUAUCAAAAAUUCAAUUGGAAAUCAAAUUUCUUUAUCAGUUUAUUUUCAAAACUUGGAUGAGGAUUUAGAAAAAAAUAAUUCUUCCUUUCCUUACAUUUUAUUUAAUGUAAUUAAACGAACUAUCAAUUCGAAAAACAGCUUUUGCCAACGCUGGUGCUAAUCGUUGUAAAAUAAAACUAAAAAAAAGUGUAUAUCGGCUCCCUCUUAAAAGCUUAAAGUUGUGCAACUGUACGAGUUAAAACUCAAAUUUUGCUAAAAAACAUACUGCUGAGAAAAAUAAAUACAUUUUAUCGAUAUUUGAAGUUUUAAGAGAACAAUAAGAAAAAAAAAACAAACCAAUAACACAAACUCAAUCAUUAUAAGCACUGUAAAAAAAAGUAUCUAGAACAAUUACUAUUGAUUGAACAACAGCAAACACCAUACCGAAAACUUGAAUAGGGAAAAACAAACAUUUGCAAGAGAAAUUUAUACUGAUUACCAAUUGCAUACAUAUUUGAAAUCAAACACAUAUAUUUUUGGAUAACGGAUAAGAAAAAGUUUUGCAAUCGCGUUUCUACGAGUAACAAUGUAUCAAUGUUUGCCCCGAAAAUUUGAAUAAUCAGCUUAAAGUAAAAAAAAGAAAGAAAAAAUGCAAUAGCAUCAGACAUAAGCCUUUCAAGCUUUCGAUAACGGUUUGAUUCUUAACUAAAAAUUGUGGACUACACUCAAAACGAUUGAUGAAAAGAAAACAAAAAUCAAAAAAACCUUGAAUUGAAUUCAGCUUGUUUCUAAGUUUUUAAGUUUAACAUUUUAUGUUUUGUUAACUCAAAGAAAUAUUCAAAUAUAUUCAAAACAACAAAUCAAAUCAAUUUAAGCAGAAAAAAAUCACUAAAAUUAGAUUAGAAGAUGGAGGAAAAAACCAAUAUAUCAUUUCAAGAAAUGGGUGAUGAAUAGUAUAGGAUAAAAUUGUCCCACAAAACUAGGUACUCCCACUUGAAAUCAGCUAGAAAAAAAAAAUAAAUACAAUAGAAACACCUCAGUGCAUGCUCGGUCGCUGAGACUUUAAAACGGUAAUUGAUUAGUGAAGAAAGAAAGAGGAAGAAAAAACUAUAGGUAACAUGUGGACUAGAGAAUUGAUUAAUUAUAAAAUAAUGAAGGAACUCUGUUUAACAAAAAAAAAAAAAAAACUGAUUAUAAUAACUCUUAGUAUUCUAAUCUGUUAACUUAUGUAUAGACAAAAAAAAACACACGCGCACUAGGAGAUGAUGAAAAGAAAGAAGCAAAGCAACUGAUCUGCAUACCCAAAAACACACACACAAUAUUCAAAUGUGUAAUUAUUAAAAAAAAACGUUAAGGAAAACAUUUAAAAAUUCUAUAACAUACAUACACAUAUGCUAUAAGUGGGACAUUUUUUUUCGAAGAAAUUAUCAAAACGCAGGAAAAUGGUAUCAAGUGCAGUAUAGGUGCAUUAGGUAAAAACGGACCGAAAGGGUAUCCAAUUUGUUGGUUGGUGGUCAGAAAGGAAGCGAAUCCGUUAAGUCAUUACUAAAGUGAAGAAGGGAAGGGAACAGAGUUACGUUGUUGAGUGUAAGAAAAAAGAAACCGGAAACUAAUCCGAGAGUAAACGAUCGAAAAUAUGUAGUAGCGACAAUGAAAAUAAAAAAGUAAAACGAGAAUGCGCGCGAGAUAAUUUGAAGCGAAAAAGAAGCAUAACUUGAGGUGAAAAAAAAACUAAACAUCAAUCCCGAACGGCGAUUGAUGAAUGAUCGAGCGAUGAUAACGCGAAGUUUAGUAAGCAAAUUAUAUAUUAAUAUAAAUUAACUUAUGAUUUUUUGUACGUUUUCUUUAUGUGCAACACAUACAUACCCUACCCUACACACGUGUGUGCUGUUGUGCGCAAACACACAACACAACACACACACGAAAACCCCAUACACACACAACAGACAUUGAUAUGUUUCGAUAAUAAAGCAUAAGACAAAUACCAUAAA
Uranotaenia lowii is the source of this 7328-nucleotide messenger RNA. RefSeq lists its product as uncharacterized. The coding region runs from base 59 to 3919 and encodes 1286 amino acids. Gene Ontology annotation, biological process: microtubule cytoskeleton organization. Gene Ontology annotation, cellular component: microtubule cytoskeleton. NCBI's taxonomy places the organism in Eukaryota, Metazoa, Arthropoda, Insecta, Diptera, Culicidae. The transcript is spliced from 10 exons. The record is from RefSeq and is a predicted model, not a curated record.